ACUAUAUAAGAGUAAAAACUGUAUUUAGAUAGAUAUAUAUACCUACCUAUAGUUGGUAUAGUAAUAUGUACAUAUACAGCUUAUUCUAUAUUUAAUAUUUAUAUGCAAAGUAUAUGUCGUAAAUACAGUAUAUCUAUCUCUCUGUACAGUGCACUAUACAUACAAUAUAUAUUAUAAAAGCCUUUAACAAAACUACUCUAUAUAGUCAGUUGAUUGUAGCAUUUCUAAAAUACAUGAACAUUCUAUUGAAGAUGUUAGGUAACAGUGUGGUUUCAUUAGAAUUUCGGUUGAUUGAUUGAAUUCGAUGAAAGAGUUAUAGACGGUAGAGUUGAUGGAGAAUGGAAAAGAGAGAAAGAGAUGCAGACAACCGGAUGGAAAGAACGAAAAGAAAGAGCGAAAAGGACCAAGAAAUAUAUUGAAAAAGAAAUAAACACCAAAAAAGAAGAAAAGAUAGAAUAGAUAAAUAGAUAGAUUGAUAAAUAGAUAAUAGAUAUAUAGAUUACAAGAAAUAUAAUUAAAACAAUUGAGCAUCAUUAUAUGUUAUCUUGUUAUUGAAGCUUGUAAAUUAUUUUACGAUAGGCUAUUAUACUAGUCAAUAAUAUUGGUUGCACUGAACCAGGUAACAAACAAAAAAACAAAAAAUGCAUAAGUCUUUUGUGGAUACAGAACGGGCUUGUCAGUCAUUUAUAUACAUUACCGAUAGCACGUGUUACUGAUAAAAACCUAAUGUAUCUUACCCAUCUGCAAUCGUGCACGGUAUUGCUGUACAUUUAUCAAUUCCCCGCAUUUAUUUGCAGAGUGUUUUGCCGUACAGUUUAUACAUAAAACACUUUCUCCUGAGUCUCCUAAAUUUUCCAAUCUUUUCCAGAUGUUAAACUCAACUUUUCCAACGGAUAUUACAAACUUUUUCUAUGUAAUUCCUGCUACACUACUCGGACUUAUCGAUAGUUUAAUAAUUGCUGGGAAUAGUCUUGUUAUAGCAGCAGUAAUUACAAGCUACAAACUUAGAACUGUAACUAAUAUGUUUAUUGUCUCUUUGGCCUGUGCUGAUCUUCUUUUGGGUCUGGUUGUUUUACCUUUUUCUAUCUCAAAACAAGUUGUUAAAGGAUGGCUUUUCGGGACUGUUUGGUGUUCUAUUUGGCUGGCUGUUGACGUUUGGAUGUGUACAGCCUCCAUAUUAAAUUUAUGUGCCAUUUCUUUAGAUAGAUACAUUGCUAUAACGCGACCUUUUCGCUAUCCCGCUAUUAUCAACUGGAGGAGAGGAAAGAUUCUCGUAUUUACAGUAUGGAUAUCUUCUUUUAUUAUUUGCUUCCCUCCGUUAUUAGGCUGGAAAAGAGAUAACUCUCAAGGAAAUGGUGGAAACAAUACAAAAGCAGAAUGCAAUUUAACAUCGGAGCCAGGUUAUAUUAUAUAUUCGGCAUUAGGCUCAUUUUACAUUCCAAUGUGCAUUAUGACUUUCUUUUACUGGAGGAUCUAUGUUGCGGCUAGAAGAACUGCCAAAGGAAUAAAGAGAGGUGUUCUUAUAACAAAAGCUGGAAAAAUGCUCUUACCUUCUUCGCCUCACGAAAAAGUAACACUUCGAGUACAUAGAGGAGGAGCAGUUCAUCAGCCUGCAGCCGUUGAUAAUGUUUAUAAAGUUGUUAAUGGAGUAGCUCAAGCUCACCAAAAUAAGAAAAAAGUCCGUGACGGAAAUAAACCAAGGUGUAAAAAUGUCCGAUCUCACCUUAAAAAAGUUAAUAAGGAAACUAAAGCUGCAAAAACCGUUGGGAUUAUCGUUGGAUGUUUUAUAUUUUGUUGGCUUCCAUUCUUUACAAUAUACUUUUUGGGAGCAUUCAAUGUUAAUGUACCCGUUCUUGCAUUCGAUGUGUUUUUUUGGCUUGGCUAUUGUAAUAGCGUUAUUAAUCCUUGUAUUUAUGCCCUCUUUUCCAAAGACUUUAGAUUUGCGUUUCAGAGACUUUUAUGCUGUAAAUGUAAAGAUAAACAACGGAAGCCUAAAACUCUUAUUAAUAUGGUUAAUAGUUUAAGGCAUCAAGUGUCUUCCAAUCCCUCAGAAUCUGGAUCUGAAUAGAAGAAAUUUUUAUUGUUACUAUUUAAUUUUAAAGGAAAAGCAAAAGGGAAAACAGAUAAGAAGAAUCGGGGAAAAACUUUACAAUUUCUUUUUGACAUAUUAUUCUUUUUCUACUAAAUUAAAAUCGAAAGGAAAAACAAAAAGAGAAUCUCUAACAACGUUAGGAUAACAUCAGCAAGAAAAUCAAAAGAGUAAAAUAUAGAAUUCAAAAGAAUUCAUCAGUUUUCCAUUUCAUAUUAAAAUUUUAUUUAGAGGAAGAAAAACUUUAUAGAAACUCUUUACCAGUUCAAGGAGAAAAGCAGAAACUGUAUUAAAUGUCUAUAUUUUUUUUUUUUAAAAAAAUUGAGAUCGUA
Messenger RNA from Dimorphilus gyrociliatus, 2421 nucleotides. NCBI's taxonomy places the organism in Eukaryota, Metazoa, Annelida, Polychaeta, Dinophilidae. The record is from the annotation of a GenBank genome assembly.